Molecule: messenger RNA, 2689 nt
Organism: Centruroides sculpturatus (bark scorpion)
Lineage: Eukaryota; Metazoa; Arthropoda; Arachnida; Scorpiones; Buthidae
Product: OTU domain-containing protein 7B-like
Exons: 8
Coding region: 1-2382 (793 amino acids)
Biological process (GO): protein K48-linked deubiquitination; protein K11-linked deubiquitination; protein deubiquitination involved in ubiquitin-dependent protein catabolic process
Cellular component (GO): cytoplasm; nucleus
Molecular function (GO): zinc ion binding; DNA binding; cysteine-type deubiquitinase activity
Source: RefSeq, a predicted model, not a curated record
AUGUUUCAAGCACAUAUCAGCGUAGAAUCUUGCAGUUCUGUCAAGUCAAUUAAAUAUGUGUGUAAAUAUAUUAAUAAAGGGAGUGAUAUGGCUGUCUUUGGAGUAACUAAUGAAAAUCAACAUGAUGAAAUUUUCAGAUAUCAAAUGGGACGAUAUAUCAAAAGUCAUAAGUGGAAUUUACAGUCUGCAUUGUCUGCAUAUUAUAUUUUGAAAGGAAUAACUGUUUCUCCUGAAAUAUCAAUAACAAAUGAUAAAAGAAAAAAUUCAACAUCUCGAUCACCAAAUCAGAGUCCAAAAAAUCAAUGUUCUUCUCCUGGUAAAUCUACUUCUCCAGCCAAUUAUCUUCAAAUUCCAAAAUCUCCAGAAAGAGAAGUAACUACUGAAGGAUCAACAAAACGAUUAUCUCGUGGAAUUUCUCGAGCUACAGAUAAUGUUAAUCUUGUAUCAAAAGCAAGAAGUGAGUUUGCUCAAGAUUUCAGGAGUUCAGGCAGAAGCAGUAGUCAGUCACAGAUUAGAUUAGAAACACCCGUUUAUACUUUUACACUGCCAGAUUUAUCAAUAUAUCCAGAAGAUUUUAGAGCAUUUCUUGAACGUGAUUUAAUUGAAACUUCUACUCUUGUAUCUCUAGAACAAGCCGGCAGAUUAAAUUGGUGGGCAGAUAGAGGACUGUGUCAGAGGCUUUGGCCUUUAGCAACAACUGGAGAUGGAAAUUGUCUCUUACAUGCAGCAUCAUUAGGUAUGUGGGGAUUUCACGAUCGUCUUUUAACAUUACGUAAGGCAUUGCACAGCAUACUUUCAAACAGUGCUUUCACUCAGGCAUUUUAUCGGAGAUGGAGAUGGCAAACUUCCCUUCAAAACAAAGAAGCAGGACUUGUUUAUUGUGAAGAAGAAUGGAGUAGAGAAUGGCAAAGUUUAUUGAAGUUAGCAUCUACAGAACCUCGUUUACAUCCAUAUCAAAAAUUAAGUGGAUUGGAAAAAAGUGAAACAAGUAGUGGAAGAGAGACAUUGGAAUCUGUCCCAGAGAACAAAGGACAAAGUGAUGUUUAUGAAAGUCUUGAAGAAAUUCAUGUUUUAGCUUUGGCACAUGUAUUGAAACGGCCUAUUAUAGUUAUUGCCGACACAAUGUUAAAAGAUGCUACUGGUCAACCAUUUGCUCCAAUUCCUUUUGGUGGUAUCUAUCUUCCUCUCGAAUGCCCACUUAUUGAAUGUCAUAGAUCACCACUCUGCUUGACUUAUGAUGCUGCACAUUUUUCAGCUUUAGUUGCUAUGGACAUGGAAGGUUUUGUAGAUAAAACUCCACAUCUUCCUGCUGCAAUUCCUUUGGUAGAUCCUGAAAAUAAAAUUCUUCCAAUCCAAUUUGCAGUAGAUCCAGGUCCAGAUGUUAGAUGGAAUCAUGAUGAAAAUGAUUUCUUAAUAACAUCUAAUUUACAACUCACCAAUAAAGAAAAAUUAUCAUUAUUAAAUGAUUAUUUAGAUUUAUCAGAAAUUCCUUUACCAAUUUUGGAAAGGCAAGAUUCAUUUGAUUCAACACCAGAUUUUAUUAAUGGUAUUAAUGAAGAAGUAAGAUCAACAGCUGACAGUUUUGAUUCUGAUGAUAGUAUAGCAGAUACAGCAUCUGCUUCAUCUACAGGAAGUUUACCUAGUCAACAAAAGAGUAAAGCUGCAAAACAAAUUCAAACUGUUGCCAAACAAUUUGGAAGUAUUGGUAAAACAAUGAGUAAAAAAUUGAAGAAAAAUUUUGGUAGUUUGACUCGAAAAUCCGGUUCAUUUAAAGGUGAAUCAGAUUCAUUUAAACAAACAAUGGAAGGACUUAAAAAGAGAAGACCAAAGGAAUCUCCAAGUAAAUUAACAAUCACAGAUGUGAUUUCAGAUCAAAUUCUGGUUGCUUCUCUUCAUACAGAAAAAAGGCAUGAAUAUCAGGAAGAAAUGAUAAAAAAUUAUCUAAUAUCAGCUCGUUCACGAUUUAAUAAAGAAAAAGAAUCUAAAUAUAAAUAUCAGGGUAAAGAAUCGAAACAAAAGGAAAAGUUAACUUAUUGUAUAAAUCCUGGAUGUACUAUGUUUGGUACAUCAGCAACAAGCUAUUUAUGUUCUUCUUGUUAUUCUAAACAGAAACAACAAGAAGUGGAAAUGGAAGGUAAGAGAAAAUAUUCACCAGUACAUAAGUUAUUACAUAAAGACAAUUGUAUAGAUGAUGAUAGCACAAUACUUAGAUCACCUGGAAAGUUCAAUCACAUAGGUAUAUUAAAGAAAAGUCAGUCAGAAUAUAGUCCAAAACGAGGCAUGCAUGCUGCAUAUUCUCAAAUUCCCAUUGCUAGUACUUCUAAUUCAGAACAUAAAGUAGAAAUAUCUCCUGAUAAUUGUGAUGACACGAUUAAAGUUUAAACUGCCAAAUUUUCAAUUUUUAGUCAACCAUUCAAAUGGAUGAUUGACUAUGAUUUGUAUGGUGCAAUGUGCCACUCAUAAUUGAAUUUCAUGGAUAAUUAUCAGUGUUGUGAUUUCUCGUGGAUUAGCAAAAACUGAAAGUACUACCAGAUCUACAUCUUGUAUCCUAAAACAUAUAUUAAAUUUUGCAAUGUACAUUUUAAAUACUGUAUUCCAUUUUAUAAAUACCAGGCUUUAUCCACUGCCCAGCAGCCUUGUGUUUUGAAAAAAAUAAUAAUACUAUAAAUAAAUGGCUGUUAAUGUGUGA